AUGCCUCGCGGCCCGCCGUCGUCCACUGGGUCCGCGUGGCGGGACACGGCGCUGCUGCUUGUCGGCGCGCUGCUCUCGCUCGCGCAACACAGCACACCCUCGGUGCUGCCCGCGGUUGCUGCUGCCCCAGUGACCCCAGGCGCCACCCCCAACAGCUUCUACCGCUACCACUACCACGUGCGCCGCCUCCCGCCCUUCCUGCGCAACCACCUCGCGCGUGCACAAGGCCAGGGGGGAGGGGGUGUUGGAGGGGGGGAAGGAGGCGGAGAGGGGAGCAGCGCUGCCGCCAUGGCCGCGGCGAAGGCGCGCAGCAGCGCGUGGGGCAAGGAGAUGCGCGGACGUGGGCGGACGGGCAAGAGGCGGCCGUGGGUGGAUGUGUCGUGGGCCAAUCACAGGCCGUUGGCUCAGGUGUACGAAGCUGAUUGGCCCGCCAGCGCGGAGGAGGCGGGGAUGACGGUCGACGGCGGCAGGGGCGCGGGCAGUGGCGCAUGGCCGUUCGCUGAGCCGCGCAUCAGCCCCCAGGCGAUCAGGCAGCCGCCAUCCAGCGGGUUACCAUGCACGCUGCUCACCACAGCCAUCACCAUCCGAGUCACCUCAGAGGGCGACUUCCCCCGCCGCCUGCAGAACCACAUCCUGCUCACGGCCCCGCUCGUGUUCAACGCCUCCUUCGCCUGCACCGUGCUGCGCUCCGCCCCCCGCCCCGCACGCGGGUUCCAGCUCACGCUCAUGCGCACGGACGCGCCGCUGCUGCGGAUAGCGGGCGCCAGCAACGUGCUGGUGCUGCACGUCUCCUUCUUCCAGCCCUACGCGCUUGACACCACCGCCUGCCAGGGCAUCCCGUACAUGGGCACUGACGUCAUCUGCCCUGCCAUCCACAUCUACCAGGCGGCCAACGUGCAGGUGGCACGGGGCACGGUGUACGGGCGGGUGGACGUGUAUUGGUCGGUGGCGGUGCGAGUGGACGGCAUGAAGCUCGCGCGUCCCCAUGCUGCUGCCAGCUCGCGCGUCCCCAUGCUGCUGCCAGCUCGCGCGUCCCCAUGCUGCUGCCAGCUCGCGCGUCCCCAUGCUGCUGCCAGCUCGCGCGUCCCCAUGCUGCUGCCAGCUCGCGCGUCCCCAUGCUGCUGCCAGCUCGCGCGUCCCCAUGGUACUGUUGGCAGCAGCAGGCAGCAGGGGCGACGGUGCGCACCACCCCGUGCUCAUCCGCGCCUUCAUCUUCCUUGUCACGCGCGCCUGCCUCACACCACGCCUCCCCUCCCUUCCCUCCCUUUCCUCCCCCCCUCCCUCCUCUCCCUCCCGUCCCUGCCCCCCGUCCCUGUCGCCAUACCCCCAGGCGCGCGCUUCCCAAUAGUGCUCUAUUUCGGUGCGGUGGGAGUGACGGUGAGCAACAACUACGUGCACGACUUCAUAUUUGCGGGCAUCGUGUACGGUGCGUUCGUGUCGUACGUGGGCGACUGCAUGCUGGCCACCAUAUCCAACAACCUGGUGGUGGCCACGGGGCGCAACAUCAGCGGGGACAUGGACGCCUCCGGCAUCUACUUCAACACCCACUGGUUCAACCCCGGCAACCUAGCGGAGUGCAACUACGUGAUUGGCGGCGACCAGUGCUACUACCUCGACUUUGCAUCGUCGGGUGUCACCAUCCGGGGAGGCGCGUGCAUUGACACGUAUGCGGGCAUGAAGGUCAACAACGGCAAGAGCAACGUGAUAGAGGAUGUGAUUAUAAAGAACACACGGUGGACACCAGGUUGGUCGACAUGCCUGCCAGCAGAGGUGGUGAACUGCGGCAAGAAGCCCGGGUCAUACUGGGAGCAGAUGCGACGUAAAUACUACAACUCGGCCCAGAUGAACCAGAACUGGCCGUGGAUGCAAACAGCGUGUUCCGAGACGGGAGUGUACGGCGUGCCAUGCAACACCAACGCGCGUGGCACGCUCAACGCAACGCAGACGGGCAAGUGCAGCGGUCUCCCUACGCGCAACUCGCUCAUGCUCGUGCUCGUGAGCGCACUCGACUACGACAUGGACUUCAAGUACUGUGAGGACCUGCCCAACACGCCGCGCCUCAACUCGCACCGCUACAUCAACGUCACGAGUGUCGCCGACGCGCAGUUCCUGGAUUUCGUGGAGGACGAUUUGGGGAAGGAAAAGGACACGAUGGAAGAGGCGGGUGAGGAGGCCAGGGCCAGUUGUCAUCCCGGCCCUGCAUCCGCGCACCGCACACCAGCAUUUCUUCGAAUGUGCAGGGGAAAGCAAGGGCACUAUCCAAGGGCAUGGAGCAAAGCAGGUGGCAGUAUGAGCAGAGCAGGAAUGGUGAGAGGCGCCGUGGUGCCGCACCUCACAGAACGUGAGAGUGCAGCACGAGUUGGUGCGCAUCAGCGCCAUGCCGUGCGAUGCACACCACACGGUGCGCUCCCAGCACCUCCUCCACCUGCCAUCAUGCCGUGGUGGGUGGGGCGCAUGGUGUGUGGGGUGCAUGGUGGAUGCAUGGUGCUGAGAUGCAUGGUGCUGAGAUGCAUGGUGCUGAGACGCAUGGUGCUGAGAUGCAUGGUGCUGAGAUGCAUGGUGCUGAGAUGCAUGGUGCCUGAGAUGCAUGGUGCUGAGAUGCAUGGUGCUGAGAUGCAUGGUGCUGAGAUGCAUGGUGCUGAGAUGCAUGGUGCUGAGAUGCAUGGUGCUGAGAUGCAUGGUGCUGAGAUGCAUGGUGCUGAGAUGCAUGGUGCUGAGAUGCAUGGUGCUGAGAUGCAUGGUGCUGAGACGCAUGGUGCUGAGAUGCAUGGUGCUGAGAUGCAUGGUGCUGAGAUGCAUGGAGCAGGUGGAUGGAGGGUGCAGGAGCAGGUGGAUGGAGGGUGCAGGAGCAGGUGGAUGGAGGGUGCAGGAGCAGGUGGAUGGAGGGUGCAGGAGCAGGUGGAUGGAGGGUGCAGGAGCAGGUGGAUGGAGGGUGCAGGAACAGGUGGAUGGAGGGUGCAGGAGCAGGUGGAUGGAGGGUGCAGGAGCAGGUGGAUGGAGGGUGCAGGAGCAGGUGGAUGGAGGGUGCAGGAGCAGGUGGAUGGAGGGUGCAGGAGCAGGUGGAUGGAGGGUGCAGGAGCAGGUGGAUGGAGGGUGCAGGAGCAGGUGGAUGGAGGGUGCAGGAGCAGGUGGAUGGAGGGUGCAGGAACAGGUGGAUGGAGGGUGCAGGAGCAGGUGGAUGGAGGGUGCAGGAGCAGGUGGAUGGAGGGUGCAGGAACAGGUGGAUGGAGGGUGCAGGAGCAGGUGGAUGGAGGGUGCAGGAGCAGGUGGAUGGAGGGUGCAGGAACAGGUGGAUGGAGGGUGCAGGAGCAGGUGGAUGGAGGGUGCAGGAGCAGGUGGAUGGAGGGUGCAGGAGCAGGUGGAUGGAGGGUGCAGGAGCAGGUGGAUGGAGGGUGCAGGAGCAGGUGGAUGGAGGGUGCAGGAGCAGGUGGAUGGAGGGUGAAGGAGCAGGUGGAUGGAGGGUGCAGAAACAGGUGGAUGGAGGGUGCAGGAGCAGGUGGAUGGAGGGUGCAGGAGCAGGUGGAUGGAGGGUGCAGGAACAGGUGGAUGGAGGGUGCAGGAGCAGGUGGAUGGAGGGUGCAGGAGCAGGUGGAUGGAGGGUGCAGGAGCAGGUGGAUGGAGGGUGCAGGAGCAGGUGGAUGGAGGGUGCAGGAGCAGGUGGAUGGAGGGUGCAGGAGCAGGUGGAUGGAGGGUGCAGGAGCAGGUGGAUGGAGGGUGCAGGAACAGGUGGAUGGAGGGUGCAGGAGCAGGUGGAUGGAGGGUGCAGGAGCAGGUGGAUGGAGGGUGCAGGAGCAGGUGGAUGGAGGGUGCAGGAGCAGGUGGAUGGAGGGUGCAGGAACAGGUGGAUGGAGGGUGCAGGAGCAGGUGGAUGGAGGGUGCAGGAGCAGGUGGAUGGAGGGUGCAGGAGCAGGUGGAUGGAGGGUGCAGGAGCAGGUGGAUGGAGGGUGCAGGAGCAGGUGGAUGGAGGGUGCAGGAGCAGGUGGAUGGAGGGUGCAGGAGCAGGUGGAUGGAGGGUGCAGGAACAGGUGGAUGGAGGGUGCAGGAGCAGGUGGAUGGAGGGUGCAGGAGCAGGUGGAUGGAGGGUGCAGGAGCAGGUGGAUGGAGGGUGCAGGAGCAGGUGGAUGGAGGGUGCAGGAGCAGGUGGAUGGAGGGUGCAGGAGCAGGUGGAUGGAGGGUGCAGGAGCAGGUGGAUGGAGGGUGCAGGAGCAGGUGGAUGGAGGGUGCAGGAACAGGUGGAUGGAGGGUGCAGGAGCAGGUGGAUGGAUGGGGUGCAGGAGCAGGUGGAUGGAGGGUGCAGGAGCAGGUGGAUGGAGGGUGCAGGAACAGGUGGAUGGAGGGUGCAGGAGCAGGUGGAUGGAGGGUGCAGGAGCAGGUGGAUGGAGGGUGCAGGAGCAGGUGGAUGGAGGGUGCAGGAGCAGGUGGAUGGAGGGUGCAGGAGCAGGUGGAUGGAGGGUGCAGGAGCAGGUGGAUGGAGGGUGCAGGAGCAGGUGGAUGGAGGGUGCAGGAGCAGGUGGAUGGAGGGUGCAGGAGCAGGUGGAUGGAGGGUGCAGGAGCAGGUGGAUGGAGGGUGCAGGAACAGGUGGAUGGAGGGUGCAGGAGCAGGUGGAUGGAGGGUGCAGGAGCAGGUGGAUGGAGGGUGCAGGAGCAGGUGGAUGGAGGGCGCAGGAACAGGUGGAUGGAGGGUGCAGGAGCAGGUGGAUGGAGGGUGCAGGAGCAGGUGGAUGGAGGGUGCAGGAGCAGGUGGAUGGAGGGUGCAGGAACAGGUGGAUGGAGGGUGCAGGAGCAGGUGGAUGGAGGGUGCAGGAGCAGGUGGAUGGAGGGUGCAGGAGCAGGUGGAUGGAGGGUGCAGGAGCAGGUGGAUGGAGGGUGCAGGAGCAGGUGGAUGGAGGGUGCAGGAGCAGGUGGAUGGAGGGUGCAGGAGCAGGUGGAUGGAGGGUGCAGGAACAGGUGGAUGGAGGGUGCAGGAGCAGGUGGAUGGAGGGUGCAGGAGCAGGUGGAUGGAGGGUGCAGGAGCAGGUGGAUGGAGGGUGCAGGAGCAGGUGGAUGGAGGGUGCAGGAGCAGGUGGAUGGAGGGUGCAGGAGCAGGUGGAUGGAGGGUGCAGGAGCAGGUGGAUGGAGGGUGCAGGAGCAGGUGGAUGGAGGGUGCAGGAACAGGUGGAUGGAGGGUGCAGGAGCAGGUGGAUGGAGGGUGCAGGAGCAGGUGGAUGGAGGGUGCAAGAGCAGGUGGAUGGAGGGUGCAGGAGCAGGUGGAUGGAGGGUGCAGGAGCAGGUGGAUGGAGGGUGCAGGAGAAGGUGGAUGGAGGGUGCAGGAGCAGGUGGAUGGAGGGUGCAGGAGCAGGUGGAUGGAGGGUGCAGGAGCAGGUGGAUGGAGGGUGCAGGAGCAGGUGGAUGGAGGGUGCAGGAACAGGUGGUUGGAGGGUGCAGGAGCAGUUGGAUGGAGGGUGCAGGAACAGCUCUGCACUGGGAUUCCUGCCACCACCGCCGCCGUCACUACUGUCGCUGCGAUCCCGUGCGUCAUCGCCGCCGCACCUCGACUUCGGCUCCUCGCGUUCGUCGCCGGCUGACGCUGGUGCUGCGGACGACCUUGCCGGAGCUGUUUCUAACGAGGUUGAUGCUGCAGCAGCGGCGACACACGCGGUGGCGGCUGCAGCGGCGCGCAGUGCGGGGAGGCGAGCUCGGAGCAUGGAGGUGAAGGCGCCAGCCAUCGCGUGUCCUCUGGAUGGACGGAAACGAGAACGGAACACAAUUGAAUGCGUCACGACUCACGUGAGCCAUGGAGAUUGCGGAUUGUCAACCGCUGGACUGUGA
This is a messenger RNA of Closterium sp. Naga37s-1, 5808 nucleotides long. Lineage: Eukaryota; Viridiplantae; Streptophyta; Zygnematophyceae; Desmidiales; Closteriaceae. The record is from the annotation of a GenBank genome assembly.